CGGAAGGGCACGGCUGCGGCGGGAGCGGCGCCGUUUCCCCUCAGGCGCCGCUCGCCAUGAGCUUCCUCUUUGGGAGUCGAUCUUCGAAAACAUUCAAACCCAAGAAGAAUAUUCCUGAAGGCUCCCAUCAGUAUGAACUCCUGAAACAUGCAGAAGCCACCCUGGGGAGUGGUAACCUUAGGCAAGCAGUUAUGCUGCCAGAGGGAGAGGACCUUAAUGAGUGGAUCGCAGUUAACACGGUGGAUUUCUUCAACCAAAUCAAUAUGCUCUAUGGGACCAUCACAGAGUUUUGCACAGAGGCCAGCUGUCCAGUCAUGUCUGCUGGACCAAGAUAUGAGUACCAUUGGGCAGAUGGCACCAACAUAAAGAAGCCAAUUAAGUGCUCAGCUCCAAAGUACAUUGAUUACUUGAUGACAUGGGUUCAGGACCAGCUGGAUGAUGAAACCCUCUUCCCUUCAAAGAUUGGCGUCCCUUUUCCCAAGAACUUCAUGUCGGUGGCCAAGACCAUCCUGAAACGGCUAUUCCGCGUGUACGCCCACAUUUACCACCAGCACUUUGAUUCUGUCAUGCGGCUGCAGGAGGAGGCCCACCUCAACACCUCCUUCAAGCACUUUAUCUUCUUUGUGCAGGAAUUUAACUUGAUCGACAGGCGGGAGUUGGCUCCACUGCAGGAACUGAUUGAGAAGCUGGGCUCCAAAGACAGAUAAACGUUCCCCAGGAGGACCCAUUCAGCUUCUGGUUGUACCUGUUCCUUUCUGCUUUGUACACCAGCUAUUCUCCCUUUCACCUUCAGCAGUGCAAGCCUCAAGAAGCUGGACGAUGUGCUGGCUGGCAUCACCUCAAUCUUGCAGGCCUUUGGCAAUACAGUGUUUGUACUGUACAGUGGCAGCCUGCAUUGUUUUAUAACUGGUGGCUGAGCUGUGGUGACUAGCGCUACUUCGUACAUUUUUUUCUAAGCUAUGUACUCAAGUCUGGCAAGAAUUGCAGUCUGGGACU
This is a messenger RNA of Oxyura jamaicensis (ruddy duck), 996 nucleotides long. It is a transcript of the gene MOB1A, whose product is annotated as MOB kinase activator 1A. The record is from RefSeq and is a predicted model, not a curated record. Gene Ontology annotation, cellular component: nucleus; cytoplasm. Gene Ontology annotation, molecular function: protein kinase activator activity. The coding region runs from base 57 to 707 and encodes 216 amino acids. The transcript has 6 exons. Lineage: Eukaryota; Metazoa; Chordata; Aves; Anseriformes; Anatidae. Gene Ontology annotation, biological process: hippo signaling; positive regulation of protein phosphorylation.